Naegleria gruberi is the source of this 4254-nucleotide messenger RNA. RefSeq lists its product as uncharacterized. Gene Ontology annotation, biological process: protein phosphorylation. The coding region runs from base 1 to 4254 and encodes 1417 amino acids. The record is from RefSeq and is a predicted model, not a curated record. NCBI's taxonomy places the organism in Eukaryota, Heterolobosea, Eutetramitea, Acrasida, Naegleriidae. The transcript has 3 exons. Gene Ontology annotation, molecular function: protein binding; ATP binding; protein kinase activity.
AUGAUCACAACUUUGGCUGGAGAUGGUCAAUGUAAAUUUUUGGAUUCCACAGAAAAAGUGAAUGCCACAUCAAUUUCUAUUUAUCCCCAAACAAUCUCCGUUCCAAUUAACAAGUAUUCGAAUAUGGAUGAAAUUGAUGUUUAUUUCACACAAGAUUACAAUGUAUUCUUGUUAAGGAAUGGUUAUGUAUCUCUGUACAGGACUUUUUCAGAGUCAAUUCAAGGAAUUAUCAUUAAUGAAAGAGAUGAAUGGCAAGUUUUACUUCAAUCAAAAGGUGAAAGAAUAUUCAGAAAUGGAACACGUACUGUUUUUGACUGUAGGAAUAGUAUGUCUUUUGCUUUUGAUGUUACCUCUUUGAAAACAUAUCAAAAUGGACUUAAUACGAUUGUGGAAGAAACUUUUUAUUUUUCUGGACCUCAAGCAGUGACAUCUAAGAAAUUUACAACUGUUUACAAUCAGGAUGAAAGUGUGAAUUCACUCGAAAUGGGAGUUUUCGAACAUGUCAUUAAGGGAACAAACACAGGAUCAUUGGGCGAUGGAGGGCUAGCCAUUGAAGCUCAAAUAACCAAUGCAAUAUCAGUCACAAUUUCCAUUGGAGGAGCAAUUGUUUUUGUGGAUGUUUCAGAUGAAAUGAGAAUGGUGGAUAGAAGGUCAGGAUUAAUUUCAACAAUUUACUCGAGUAGGGUUCCCUUUGCUGAAAAAACCAGAGGAACAAUGACUGGUCUCAGAUCACCAAAAGAUUUGAUCAUUAUUAAGAAUAAGAAUGGAGAAGAGGAAUUGCUGAUUUCUGAUUCUCAAUCAGCUCGUUUACUGAAAUAUUCAUUUAUGAGUGGAAUAUCUGAAAGGAUUAGCACUUCUCUAUUAGAUUUGAAACGUGGAUUACACAGUAAGAUUCCUAUAUUUACUGAUCCAAUAUCAAUUACCACUGAUCACCAAUCAAACUUACUCGUAGUUAAUAAUAUUAACUAUUGGGCUUCGAAUUUUCUUGUGAAAUUCAAUUUGAAUACUCUAGAAUCUCAACCAAUGACUGGAUCAUUCUUCUUUAAUUCAACCAAUACACAAAUGGUUGAUGGUUUAUCAGAAGUUCUCAACAGUCCACAAGGAGUUUGUGUUGCAGUAGUGAAUUACAAUCUCGAAAAGAAUGUCACUCUAUUUGUUUCAGACACAAAGAAUUAUAGAGUUUUAAUGGUAGAUGUUAGUACUGGAAUAUCCCAAACACUGGUUUCAAAGGACAGUGGUAUUGGCACUCCAGUUGGCAUUGCCUAUAUAAGUAAUUAUGUUUAUUUUUCAGAUAGUGAAAAACAUUGUUUGUGGCGAGUGAAUAUUAGAACUAGAAAAUUGGAACUAUUUGCUGGAAUACCAACAGUGAAGGGUUUUAAUGGAGAUAACACACUGUUGAACACAACAUUUAAUAGUCCAAAAGGAAUUCAUAUUGACUCUGCUGAUAAAGUUUUACUGGUUGCCGACUCUAGAAAUCAUAGAAUUAGAUCAAUUUACUUGGGCAGUAGUACAUCUCAAAUGGUAAAGACAGUUGCUGGUUCUGGACAUGAAGGAUUCAAUGGUGAUAAUAUUUUAUCAACUGAAACUCAAUUGAGCUUUCCUGAGGAUGUUGUCGUGGUAGAUAGCCAAAUGAUUUGCAUUGCCGAUACGGGUAAUCACAGAAUUCGAUAUGCCACUAUUAAUGGUGUUACAGAUACCUAUGCAGGCACAGGUGAAAUUGGUAAUGGAGGUGACGGUGGAUUUGUUAGAAAUAUGGAACUCUAUCUCCCUAAAAGUAUAACCAUUUCACAGAAUACCAUGUUUAUAGCUGAUACUAAUAAUAAUAGGAUUAGGACUGUCUCGAUUUCUACUGGAAUUGCUGAUACAUUGAUUGGAGGUGGAGAAUUUGAGGAGGGAUUGGGAAUCAAAUCCAAGCUCAGCUAUCCUUCAAGCGUCAGAUAUCUCCAGUUACCAAGUGGUGGAACUCAAUAUCUGGCAAUUGCUGAUACUUACAGUAAUUUGGUGAAACUUUACAAUUUUAAAACUGGUAUCGUCAAGACUAUAGUUGGUGGAAUAGGUGAUAAGGGAUUGGCAUCCUAUGCUUCAAUUAAACCUUAUGCGGUUUCUGUUUCUCCUCUCAAUGGAGAAAUUUAUGUGACCGAUUUUGGAAAUAACAAGAUUAGAAAGAUUGAUAGAAAUGGAAUAAUUUCAACAAUUGCAGGAAAGGGAUAUGGUUUUAAUGGAGAUUCAAAUGAUGCUAAGUCUGCACUUUUGGCUCAGCCAACCGGAAUUGCCAUCAAUUUGGAUAAUGAAAUUAUAUUCGCCGAUUCGAAUAAUAAUAGAAUUAGAAUGAUUCAUGUGAAUGGAUCAAUUUCCACCAUUGCAGGCAGUGGAAAUCCUGGAUACAUAGAUGGAAUUGCUGAACAGGCAGAGCUUAAUUAUCCAACUAUAGUGAAAUUGGUACCUCCUGAUUUUGUGGAUAUUAUUUUCAUUGAUUCACUGAAUGCAAUGAUUAGGAAAAUAAGUAGACGAAAUGGAAUUAAUCUAGUUUACACAAUUGCUGGAAAUUCAACUGUGAAAGAAUUGGAUUUGAAUGAAAUUUUGGCAACGAGUGAUUAUUUGGCAUCUCCACAAGGAUUUACAAUUUCCCCUAGUUCUGGAUCGAUUUACUUAUCAGAUUCUACUCAAAAUGUCGUGAGACAACUGACACCAUUUUGUAGAGAGGGUUACCUUUUGAGUAGAGAUUUGACAAUGUGUAUUCCAAUAUGUUUUGGAAUACCAGCAAAUAUUUCAGAAUCAGUGUGUAGUGGAAACGGAAAUUGUUUCGAUAUUAAUCAAUGUUCUUGCAAUCAAGGUUUUUUUGGCAAUAACUGUCAAUUACCAAUUUGCUUUAAUUAUCCAAAGACAUCUGUGGAAGUUUGCUCACAUGGAAAUGGAUCUUGUACAGCACCAGAUAAUUGUGUUUGUAAUAGUGGAUAUACAGGAAAAGAUUGUGGGGUUGCUAUUUGUUUUGGUCAAUCAGGAUCAAGUGCUUGCUCAGGACAUGGAACAUGUGUAAAACAGGAUGAGUGUCUUUGUCAAUCUUCCUACUUUGGAAAGGAUUGUAGUAUCAACACGAUUGCCCUCGGAUUGGGACUCUCAUCUGCCAUUGUUUUACUCAUCGUUACUGCCAUUUGUUUCAUUAUCUUUAUUUCGUAUAUUUCUGUAAAACGAAAGAAUAAGAAACUGACUGAAACUGAUCUGGUUUUAGAUGAAAGAUUGUUGGACCAUUAUGAAUCAAGUAUGGGAUCUAGUUCUUACUAUGUGGAAGAGGCAGAUAAAUUCAUCAUUCCAAUAGAACAACUCAAUAUGGACAAACCAAUCAAGAGACUCGGAGAAGGUGGAAUGGGUUCUGUUUUUGCAACCAAAUUCAAUGGAAUGACAAUUGCAGUCAAGGUAUUCGAUUUGAAUAAUUUGAGUAUUUCAGAAAAUGAUUUCAAAGUGGAAGCAAUUUUAUUAAGCAAAUUAAGGCAUCCAAAUAUUAUCAAUUUCUAUGGUGUUUCAUCGACACCAACAAAGAGAUUCAUUGCCAUGGAGUGCAUGGAUAAGAGUUUAGAGGCAAUGAUUGCAUCCAUGCAACGUGGCUAUUCCAAAUGCACUCUCAAUGAAAAAUUGGCAAUAUUGAGGAACAUUGUGAGUGGAAUUUAUUAUUUGCAUCAUUUGGAACCGAAUUUCAUUGUCCACAGAGAUUUGAAACCAGCCAAUAUCCUUCUCGAUAAAAGUGGAACUGCCAAACUGUGUGAUUUUGGAUUAGGACGAGCUUUUUGUUCUCACACAAUUUCAGCAAUUACCAGUCAGAUUGGAACCAGCUCAUUUAUGGCUCCGGAGCUUUUCUCUGGUGAAAUUGAGAGAGAGGACGCCCGUUCUAUUGAUAUCUACAGUUUGGCCAUCAUUAUGUGGCAAUUAUUAUUCGAAAUUAUUGAACCUUACCAUAGCUCAGAUCCAAACGUUCUCAAAAAGUUGAAAAUCACCAAACCAACACCAUUUAGUAGUUCGUAUCACUUCCAUAAGAGUGUUUGUGAGGAGAAUUUGAGGCCAAUCAUUCCAUUCUCAACUUGUGAAGAGUGUAAGAAAUGGUGUGAGGAAUUUCUUGAUAAGGAACAAGUAAUUCACCAUGAAUUGAUUUUUGAAAUGACAAAAGUGAUUCGCCAGAUGUGGAGUCAUGAGCCAGGUAAACGACCUUCUAUUGAUGUGAUAUUGAAAAAGGUUGAAGAAUGGGAUUUGCUUCUUCAAUAA